Molecule: messenger RNA, 2368 nt
Organism: Oryzias latipes (Japanese medaka)
Lineage: Eukaryota; Metazoa; Chordata; Actinopteri; Beloniformes; Adrianichthyidae
Gene: wee2
Product: WEE2 oocyte meiosis inhibiting kinase
Biological process (GO): protein phosphorylation; mitotic cell cycle; regulation of meiosis I
Cellular component (GO): cytoplasm; nucleus
Molecular function (GO): magnesium ion binding; ATP binding; non-membrane spanning protein tyrosine kinase activity
Source: RefSeq, a predicted model, not a curated record
CAGUGGAGCUGUUCGAAACUUCCCAUCCAAUCAGCAGCCAGAUUGAAAAACCAGUCAGCCAAUCACAGCGUUAGACGUUGUGCCCUAUCUGCAUAAUUGAUUUAAGCAGGAAGUUAUUUGCAUGCAUGCCGCGAAAUUUGAGCGUGCUGGCGGUGAGGAAGAAGAAGGUCUGCGGUGUCCUAGAGCCAUGAAGGAACCCCUCCCCAGAACCCAGACACUGACCAUGGCGACGCUGUUUGAUGGGAUCAACCAGCAGCUGGACUUCUCCAGCUGUGGAGAAGAUGGGAGCAGUGGCAACGCCUCGGACCACUUUGCCUCUCAGAUGUGCAGAACGCCUCGAGUGCAGCGCCACCGCAGCAGGAGCAGCCCCUCAACCUCAACCUCGCCGUCGCAGUGCGCCAGCCCCAUACCUUACGCUUCCUGGAAGAAGCUGAGGCUCUGUGACUCUCCCAGCACACCAAAGAGUUUGCUGUCAAAGUCCACCCUGCCUCUCUCUGGCGUUAAGAUAAGUCGCCAUCAGAGGAGUCUGCGGUUUUCCUGCACCGGUGCGAACUUGAUGCAGGUACCUUCUGUCAACGUAAACCCCUUCACCCCUGAGACGGUGCGCAGGAACAGUGAGCAACACUUGAGCUACAGCAUCAGAAGUGAUGAAGAGGAUGACAGGCUCAGGUUGAAAACCAGCCUCACUUCGUCUGAAGAGGAAGAUGAAGCUUUCUUCCCAUCAAAGAGACGAGCUGUUCAAGCCUUCCUGCUGUCGCGCUACGAGAGCGAGUUCCUGGAGCUGGAGUGCAUUGGCGAGGGCGAGUUCGGGGCCGUUUAUAAGUGUGUGAAGAGGCUGGAUGGCUGCCUGUACGCAAUAAAGCGCUCUCGACGCCCCCUGGCAGGUUCUGCCAACGAGCAGCUGGCCUUGAAGGAAGUGUAUGCACACGCUGUGCUCGGACACCACCCACAUGUGGUCCGCUAUUACUCUGCAUGGGCAGAGGAUGACCACAUGGUCAUCCAGAACGAAUACUGUGACGGCGGGAGUCUGAGCAACGCCAUCGCGAGGAAGGAGGCGCAGGGGGAGCGGCUCACGGAGGCCGAACUCAAAGAUCUGCUUCUGCAGGUUUCUAUGGGUCUGAAGUACAUCCACAGCUUGGGCCUUGUCCACUUGGACAUCAAGCCAAGCAAUAUUUUUAUUUGCCUGCCACCCAGCAUAAAUGAGGCAAGUGAGGAGGAGGAGGAUGACGAAGGCAACUCAGCUGGAGCCACUUACAAAAUUGGUGAUCUAGGUCAUGUUACAUCAACCAACAGCCCUCAAGUUGAAGAAGGAGACAGCCGCUUUUUGGCCCGUGAAGUCCUGCACGAGGAUUACAGACACCUUCCUAAAGCGGACAUAUUUGCCCUGGGCCUUACUGUUCUGUUGGCCGCUGGAGCUCCGCCCCUGCCACAAAAUGGAGAUCAGUGGCACCGAUUGAGGGAGGGGCAUAUUCCUGCGGUGUCACAGGAGCUGUCACCUUCCUUCAGAUCUUUACUGCAGUCAUUGCUGGACCCUGAUCCGGUGAAGAGGCCGUCCGCCAAGGAGCUCUGCAAGAACCCCGUCUUGAGGGAGAACCGGACCGAGAGGCUGGCGACCCGGCUCCGGAAGGAGCUGAACGUGGAGAAAUUUAGGAUAUCCAUUCUUGAGAAGGAACUCCGGGAGGCUCGCCUGGCAGCUCUGUCCCCAAAGGAAAACUUCUCUCCAGGGCUGAAAUCUACCAAGAUGGGGUCUCUGCCCCGGGCCCGAAAAAGGCUUGUAGGCAGGAACACGGCCCGAUCCUUGAGCUACGGGUGUUCCGGGUACGCAGCCUGACGUCCAGGCUCGCUUUGUAAACAGUCUGUGGUGAAAAAUGUAACUCCAGAUCUUCGGGGGGUGUCAUAAAAACGGCUUCAACUGUCAUGUGAGAAACUGGUUCAUCGAAGGAUCUGCGGGCUGUUCUUAGUUUUUCCAGUGUCUCCUUGGACUUCUGCGGUGCCAUGUGUCAGACUUUUUUUAAUGUAAAUAAACCUUUUAGAAGCUUUUUUUAACCGUAUUUUUUAACUCUUGUUUGAUUUAAUUUCCUUUUUAAUGGGUGUUCUUGAAAAUUCUGUUUACGACGUAUUUGUUUACCAGGGAGGAAGGUACUUUCCAGCCUGAACGUUGCCUUAUCACUUUACUGCAUGUAUGUAAGUCACACUUUGAUUUAAGUUUAGUUUUUUUUUUUAUGACAAGUGACAGUUUGUCAAAACUCACUAACAAUACUGGUGUUUUACUUUUUAAGCAGAGGUUUGUGAUGUUUUGUAUAAGAACUCAAAAUCUGUAUGUGUCAGCUUUUCACAAUAAAAUCCUGUUUUUCUUUUCCUUUGCUAA